Messenger RNA from Fundulus heteroclitus (mummichog), 1539 nucleotides. RefSeq names its product ovocleidin-17-like. Lineage: Eukaryota; Metazoa; Chordata; Actinopteri; Cyprinodontiformes; Fundulidae. The transcript is spliced from 4 exons. The coding region runs from base 38 to 736 and encodes 232 amino acids. The record is from RefSeq and is a predicted model, not a curated record.
AGAUAAAGAUUUUUACCAAUAUGAUGAGUCAAACUUCAUGAACUGGGACUCUGGAUAUCCAGGCACUAACGAGAAGAUGCCAGGAUGUGUCUUGAUGACCAGUUCUGGAAAGUGGCUCCUGCAAUAUUGUGGCUAUUCCUAUAAACCGGUCUGCUCCAAUGUGACGGGACAGCAUGUUUCAUUCGUCUUCAUCAACAUUCCAAUGAACUGGAAGGAGGCUCAGAGUUACUGCAGAGAGCACCUUACAGACCUGGCCAUUCCCAGAAACCUGUCAGAGAACGAGAAGAUAAGGGCACUGAUCCCUGCAGGUUACAGUUGGAUUGGUCUUUACAGAGAUACCUGGAAGUGGUCGGAUGGAGACAUGUAUAUUUGGAAUCGUUGGUUAUCAGGCGAACCUGAUGAAGUGGGGGAGAAAUGCACAGCUACAGUAUUUGAUAAUCGCUAUAGUUCUACUUCCAAUUACAAUGGUAACUGGGGAGCCUGGCCAUGUGAUUCAAGGAAACCGUUCAUCUGCCAUCAUGACCCUGUGCCUUCCACAAAGCAAGUGGUGAAAGUGAAGCUGGUGGGAAACUCAAAUCUGGAUCUGAAUGACCCUGCUGUCCUGGAAAACCUGCUGAAGGAGCUCAAACAGAAGAUGAAGGAGCAGGGCGUGGAUACAGAAAUCAAACUGAGCUGGAAGAAACAACAGGAUGGAAACGUCUUCUACAAGGAGAAAAAGGAGGAGGACCAAAAGUGACUCAAAGACAUUUUGAUGAGAAGCUGUUUCGGUUAUUUUUAGAUUCUUUGAAGUCAUAUAAACACACGCUAAAUGUAAUGUCAAGGAAACAGCAAAAUGUUUUGGUUUAGGGGUAAAAAAUAGUUUUUCUUUUAUUGCAGCUUAAGUCACGUUUUGACUUACAACAACACAUUGUGGACAAAAAAAAUGUCAAAGGUUUUUCUGUUGCAUCCCAGCAAGCAGAAGUGAAAAUAUUACUCAAAGUAGAUCUAGUGUGUUUUGCUUUGUACCUGAAUUUUCAGUUGUUGUUUGAUUUCUUUCUCAAGAAUAAAGAAUCUUUACUGUCACCAUAGAGUUGUUUGAGACACAGGUUUAGGAUGCACACAGAAAUCAUAACACACAUUGCUGAGGGAAGGUGAAGCUGUGAGGUAUGCAAAGUUAUUCAAAUUAACAGCUUUUUUUAGCACCCAGCUGUCUGUCUAGUGAUUCUAAAGAAACUUUGAGGCCUGUCUUCUCUUUAAUCUACUUUGCAUAGUGUCAAUAUUCACAUGGUCAUAUUCUUUUUUACAAAUUUUACUUUAUUUCCUGAAAUUUGACAUCAUUGUAAAAUACACUCUUUUACUGCUAUACUCAUGGUCUAAUUGCAGCGUAGUUUUGACAACUUUCAGGUUGACGGGCUGUUGUGCUGAAAUGUGCUGACGAGAACUUUCCUGGUAUGAGUUGGUGGCUUGUUAUGCUAAUUUACCCCGUUCAACCUCCCAGUAUGUUGUGUUAUUCAGCUGGUCGUGGAUGCAGCUGUGUAAGUAAAUACAUUUCAGAUUAAA